GCCGAACCGGCCGAGCUCAUCCGGCGCGCGCACGAGUUCAAAAGCCAAGGGGCGCAGUGCUACAAAGACAAAAAAUUCCGCGAAGCCAUCGGCAAAUACCACCGGGCGUUGCUGGAGCUGAAGGGGCUGCUGCCGAACCCCGGGGAGAGGGAGCGGGACUCGCGCGCGGCCUCCCCGGCCGGGGCCACCAAACCCGGCCGCCUCUCGGAGGAGCAGAGCAAGACGGUGGAAGCCAUCGAGAUCGACUGCUACAACAGCCUGGCAGCCUGCCUGCUCCAGGCUGAGCUUGUAAAUUAUGAACGAGUCAAAGAAUAUUGCCUCAAAGUACUGAAGAAGGAAGGAGAAAAUUUCAAGGCCCUUUACCGGUCUGGUGUGGCCUUCUAUCACCUUGGGGACUAUGACAAAGCACUCUACUACCUGAAAGAAGCAAGGACCCGACAACCCACAGACACCAACGUGGUUCGGUAUAUCCAGCUGACGGAGAUGAAGCUCAGCCGAUGCUCCCAGAGAGAGAAAGAAGCUGUGUAA
This is a messenger RNA of Otolemur garnettii (small-eared galago), 528 nucleotides long. It is a transcript of the gene TTC9, whose product is annotated as tetratricopeptide repeat domain 9. Gene Ontology annotation, molecular function: protein binding. The annotation marks the transcript as partial. The transcript has 3 exons. Lineage: Eukaryota; Metazoa; Chordata; Mammalia; Primates; Galagidae. The record is from RefSeq and is a predicted model, not a curated record.